AUGGCGGGCGGCGCCGCGGACGGCGAGGGGCUGGCGCGGCGGGGCGGCUCGGCGCGGCGGCCCGGAGACCAGGCGGAGGCCGGCAGCCCCGGGCCGCUGUCCGCUGCUGACGCGCCGGCCGAGGGCGCCGCGCUGCCCACCUGGAUGCGCCUCUACUUCUACGGAAUGCACGGCAUCACCCUGGACGUGCUCGUAUCCUCGGCGCGGCGCUUCGCGCGCAGCCCGGACCUCCGCAUGCUGGGCUUCUCCUCGCCCUACCGCUGCGUGCUGCACUCGCUCACCCACUUCGCCCUGGAGAAGGUCUACCUGCAGCAGCGGGGCUGCCCCAGCGCCUUCGUUUUCAAUUUCCUGCUCUACCCCUCGGCUCACGUGGGCUUGCAGACCCUGGCGGGCCAGGCGCUGCUGCUGAGCCUGGGCAGCGGGCCGGGGGGCGCGGCGGCGCCGGGGGCGCUGGACCUGGCGCUGCAGUACGUGCUGGCGCUCUACCACUGCCAAGUGUUCCUGAAGCGCUUCCUGCGCCUGCGGUACCGCCGGCAGCAGCAGCAGCAGCAGCAGCCUCAGCAGCCGAGCGCGCCUCCCGCCCUUCCCGGCGCCCGGGCCCUGGCGGCGGCCGGGGGCCGGCGGCGAAGACCCCGCGGGCCCAGGGGCGCCGGAGGAGCCCCCAGGCAGGGGCUGCCGGACCUGCUCCGUUUUCUCUUCUUCGGAAUGCACGGCUUUCUGGACGAGAUAUUCUUCACCUUCUUCUUCAACGUGCUGGGGCAGGGGGACGGGGCAGCCAGCGGCCACACGUCGCUCUGGUCCUUCUUUAUGUACGGCAGCUGCAGCUUCGUGGUGGAAAAGUUCUACUUCCACCUGCACUGCAGCCGCGGCUGGAGCACCUGGAAGCGGGUCCCCAUCUAUGUACUCGUCAUCUACGCGUGGGAGUUGACCUGGGGCCUGGGACUCCGCACGUGCGGGGCUUGUUCCUGGGACUACUCACACUACCCGCUCAAUUUCAUGGGUCUCAUCACCCUGAUGUAUUUACCUGGUUGGAUAUUCCUCAGUGUCUACCAGGACCUACUUUCCAAGGUGUUGUGGCGGGUGCAGUACGUACCCACUAACUAA
Molecule: messenger RNA, 1104 nt
Organism: Loxodonta africana (African savanna elephant)
Lineage: Eukaryota; Metazoa; Chordata; Mammalia; Proboscidea; Elephantidae
Gene: TMEM229A
Product: transmembrane protein 229A
Exons: 1
Coding region: 1-1104 (367 amino acids)
Source: RefSeq, a predicted model, not a curated record